Molecule: messenger RNA, 1058 nt
Organism: Carlito syrichta (Philippine tarsier)
Lineage: Eukaryota; Metazoa; Chordata; Mammalia; Primates; Tarsiidae
Gene: CD4
Product: CD4 molecule
Exons: 7
Biological process (GO): cell adhesion; positive regulation of ERK1 and ERK2 cascade; interleukin-15-mediated signaling pathway
Cellular component (GO): external side of plasma membrane; membrane raft
Molecular function (GO): protein tyrosine kinase binding; MHC class II protein binding
Source: RefSeq, a predicted model, not a curated record
AUGAACCGGGGACUCUUUCUUCGGCACCUGCUCCUUGUGCUGCAACUGGGACUACUCACAGCAGUCACCGAGGGAAAGGAGGUGGUGUUGGCCAAAAAAGGGGAAACAGGGGAGCUGCCCUGUCAGGGUUCCCCGAAGAAGAGCAUGUCCUUCAGCUGGAAAUAUUCUAACCAGGUCAUGAUUCUGAGAAACCAGGGAUCCUUCUGGAUUACAGGUAGCUCCAGGCUGAAACCACGUGUCGAGUCCAAAAAAAGCCUGUGGGACCAAGGAUCUUUUCCCCUGAUCAUCAGGAAUCUUGAGGUGGGAGACUCGGGGACUUACAUCUGUGAAGUGCAGGACAGGAAGACGGAGGUGGAGCUGCUGGUGUUUGCACUGACUGCCAACUCCAACACUCGCCUGCUGCAGGGACAGAGCCUGACCCUGAGCUUGGAGGGCCCCCAGGGUAGAAACCCCUCCUUGCAAUGUCAAGGUCCAGGGAAUAAAAAGAUAAGUGGGGUCGGCAGCCUCUCCCUGUCCCAGCUGGGGCCCCAGCAUAGUGGCCGCUGGACUUGUGCCGUCUCUCAGGACCAGAAGACACUGGAGUUCAGCAAGGACGUCGUGGUGCUGGUGAUUCAUCUCCAGAACAAUCUGACCUGCAAGGUGUGCGGCCCCGCCUCCCCGGAGCUGAUGCUGACCUUGAAGCUGGAGAACCAGGAAGCCAAGGUCUCCAAGCAGGCGAAGGUGGUGUGGGUGCUGGACCCAGAGGUGGGCACGUGGCAGUGUCUGCUGAGUGAGGGGGGCCAUGUCCUGCUGGAGUCCAAGAUGGAGGUUCUGUCCAAGAUGUUCCCCCAUGCCCAGCCAGUGCUCCUGAUCGUGCUGGGGACUGCCGCAGGCCUUCUGUUUUUCUCUGGGCUCAGCAUCUUCUACUGCGUCAAGUACCGGCACCGACGGCUAGCCUUCUGCAGGGGGAGGUGGAGACCACCCAGUAGCUGUGGACCCCCACAGCUUACUUUGCAUUUCCCCAUCCUCCCACCCCAACUUCCCCGAGCUGAAAGGAAAAUAAAAUACUUACUAGAAAG